AUGGCCAGAUGUAGCAAGCAGCAGUUAUGCGAGCAAUCUGGAGCGACAGUGUGGGGUGGAGAAGGAGGCUCUGUAUCUGUAAAAUUCCACAUCAAGUAUCUUGAGAAUGAUGAAGUCUGUAAUUAUGUGGAGCUUGAGGAGAUCAUAGAAAGGCAUAAAGAAGAGUUAGAUGAGAUAAGGAAGAAAUAUGAAGACCUUGAGAGCUAUUGUGACCAUAUUGAUGAUUUGGAAGAAGAGGUUCAAUAUAAAAUUGUGAUACUCAACAUCUGGAUGAACAAUGUGGAAUGGCUUGACAUGCAAACAAAUGCUCAGAGGAAGAAGAUAGAGGACCUCACCAGCCCUCACAUUGAAGAUGAGAUGGAGAGGUACCAAGCUGAUGCUGUUAUCAGAGACACAAUCAUCAACUUCAUAGAUCAUGCAUUCCUGUAA
This is a messenger RNA of Suillus subaureus, 429 nucleotides long. RefSeq lists its product as uncharacterized. Lineage: Eukaryota; Fungi; Basidiomycota; Agaricomycetes; Boletales; Suillaceae. The transcript is spliced from 2 exons. The coding region runs from base 1 to 429 and encodes 142 amino acids. The record is from RefSeq and is a predicted model, not a curated record.